GAAAAAUAAGGCUGGAAGUUCUAUUUUGAGGCUAUAUUCCGCCACUUGACACUGUUAUCACUCUUAGCUCCUCCCCCCCAGCCUCCUCGUGAGACACCGGACGUCACCAGCGCACCUAUCUCACCUGUGCGCAGGUAAAGGUGUGUUAGAGCGGCAGCGCAGUGGUACAGCCAGCACUUUGUCGGAGGUCACCAAGCUGCUAUGGCCGAGUCUCAGCUCCGGUGCAUGGACGAUGAGCACGUCAACGAGAAGAUCCCGGAGUCCAGGCCGGAGUUUUACUACAGCGAGGAGCAGCGGGCGGCUCUGGAGCAGCUGCUCAGGAACGGAGACGGCGCUUUCAAGAUGCGCCUCAAGGAGGACAACAUUAAGGACUUUCUAUCCGCCCGGGAAAUUAAAAAGAUACGACAGAGUUUUCGGGAAUACGAUACGGACAGCGACUCUGAGUCCGGGGAGCAUGAGAAGUCCAAAGAGUCCAGUGCGGACUCCGGGGUCCACUCCACAUACUGGCCGCAGAUGUCCGACACGGAGGUCCCGUCUCUGGACAUCGGCUGGUCGGGCAGCAGCGGCUUCUACAAAGGGGUGACCCGGGUGUCGGUGUACACCCAUCCACCCAAAGAGUCCAGCCCGCACAUAAAGGAGGUGGUGAGGAGGCUCAUACAGGAAUCACACAAGGUGGUGGCCAUCGUCAUGGACCUCCUGACAGACCUGCAGAUCCUCCAGGACCUGCUGGAUGCUUCAGCACGGCGAGGGGUGGCUGUCUACGCUGUGCUGGAGGCCAGGGGUGUGCCCCACUUCCUGGAUAUGUGCACUCGGCUGCAAAUUAAUGCAAUGCAUCUAAGGAAUCUCCGUGUUCGAACGGUGAAAGGGGCAGGGCUGGCCUUGUCCUUUGGCAAGCUCCCAGGAUCCCUGUCGUCCAAAUACAUGCUGGUUGAUGGAGAGAAAGUCAUGUUUGGGUCUUACAGCUUCACCUGGAGCUCCUCUCGGAUGGACAGGAACACCAUCACCGUGAUGUCGGGACAGGUCGUGGACUUCUUCGACAACGACUUCAGGGAGAUGUACGCCGUGUCCGAGCAGGUGGACCUCUACAGGGAGUUCAACAUCACCAAGCCGCCUAUUCCCGCGCCGAUCAGGAAGCCGCCGGUGGAGCAAACCCAGCCCCUGCCGGUGUCUGCCUCCCGCUUCCAGGUGUCUCUCGGCGAGUCCAGACACAUCAACCUCAAGGUGCCUGCGCAUAAAUACCACAAUCCUAAGUAUUCCCUCGUCGUGGGCAACAGCCUGGUCCACACGGGGUCCCUACAAGACCUGUCCACCGCGAGAGACUCUCUGAUCGGCGGGCUGACCCAGAGGAACGGCUUGCAGAAAAACAUGUCCAACGCCAACGGGGGCAGCAGCGAGAAGCUGGACAGAGUCUGCCCACAGGCGCCCAGCUCCCCUGUGGACGAGGACGAGGAUGGGAAGGGAGGCCUGAGGAAGAUGCAGGGUCCCGCUGGGAGGAAACGCAGCUCGUUCAGGCUUUUCCUGAAAGGCAGAGGAGCCAACCAGAGCGCAGAGACGAUAGAGGAAGGCGUCGCCACCCCGCAGAGCCUCUCCCCGACCCGCAAAGCCGCAGACACCAACAGCGUCGCGUCCAAUGAGCCGGAGGACUCGUUUGAGAUCGUGGAGAAACCGACCCUGCCCAAACUCAAGCUCAAGAAGGCCCCCAAGCUCCCUCAGAGGAGUCUGUCUCUGCAGACCAUCAACACAGCAGACGAUGAUGGGUUCAAAAGCCGUAGGCGGCAUCAAAAGAAGAACUGUAUCCAGUCAUGAGUGACAAAGACUGAGCAGCUCAGAGCAACAAGAGGGCACCGGGGGUGACGGCCGGAGCGUCUGAUGGUUAACCACGCCGCCGCGGCUCAGUCACAGCGGCACAUUUCUGCAUUCAGGCGACAGUCCUCACAGGAAGAGAGUGCAGCGUCCUGCAGUGUCGGGCUGGUACACCGACAGCGUUUACAUGCACACAAGAAAUCAAAUUAUUAUUGUGAUUGCUCAAAACCCCCAGUUUACGUGUGAUAGGUCAGUCAAAUUUCUCCCAAAACCCAGCGUGAGCAGCCUCAGUAGUUUUCUACCACACCGUACGAGGAGUGUAAAACCAAAUUGUGAAAAAAAAAAAAAAAAAGUUAAUGAAAAGUUAAUGAAAACACUGACAGUAAUAGACUGUGUGUGAAAGAAUAUGAGAAUAUUAGUUGAUUUCAUGUUGUUACACUAAAUCUGUGAAUAAAAAUAAGUUAUUUUUGCCAAUAAGACAAAAUACAGAGAAUGCAGUUUUUUUUUUGUCUCCCUGAUGAAUUAAACAAACCAAAAUCGUGACUCAAAAACUGCAAUACAGACUGAACCGUGGGUUUAUUGAACCAAAGAAGAAGAAGUCUGCAGCACUUUUUUUCAUUUAAAAAUUAUUAAGCAUUCUUCAGCAUCUGUGUAGAACAGAUACUGAAGUUCUUAUUCUCCUCAGUGUUGUAAAGU
Molecule: messenger RNA, 2499 nt
Organism: Myripristis murdjan (pinecone soldierfish)
Lineage: Eukaryota; Metazoa; Chordata; Actinopteri; Holocentriformes; Holocentridae
Gene: sack1fa
Product: family with sequence similarity 83 member Fa
Exons: 5
Coding region: 202-1806 (534 amino acids)
Biological process (GO): signal transduction
Molecular function (GO): protein kinase binding
Source: RefSeq, a predicted model, not a curated record